AUGACCAGUCCAACCUUUGUUUUUUCUACUGGUGCUUGGAUUACCUCGGAGUUCUUCGAUGAGAUCCGUUCCAAGCUAAUUGCACUCGGUUUCCCUACUGAGUGCAAAAGUCACCCUUCCAUUGGCGCUGAACCACCAACCAAGACUUUGGCUGAUGAUGCUGCUUCUCAGCGCGAAUUGUUGACACAGCUUGCUGACGAGGGUCGUGAAUUGAUCGUUGUAGCUCACUCUUAUGGCGGUGUUGUUGCUUCUUCCUCUGUUGAAGGCUUAGAUAAAGCCACCCGUGAAAAGGAGGGCAAGACUGGUGGUGUUGUGAAGGUUGUCUAUAUGGGUUCCUUUGCUUUGGAUAAGGGUAAAAGUCUUUUGAGCGGAGGUAACCCUCCUCCAUUUAUGAAUAUUGAUGGUGACUAUGUUCGCUCUAAUGGCGACCCUACCAUAAGCCCCUGGUCUGAUCUUCCUGAGGAAGACCAGCAGAAGUGGGGAGCAUUGACGAAGCAUACCUCACGCCCAGUUUUCGGUGGCGAGUGCACCUAUGAGCCAUGGAAUACUAUUCCCUGCUCCUACAUUAUCUGUGAGAAGGAUGAAUUUCUUCAUCCUCCCAUCCAAGAGCUGUUUGCUGCCAAGGUUGCUGGACCGGACAGAACCUACCGUCUUCCAAGUUCACACUCGCCAUUUUUGAGUAUGCCUGAUCGUGUGGCCGAGAUUUUGGAAAAGAUUGCAAAGGAAUAA
This is a messenger RNA of Penicillium taxi, 729 nucleotides long. RefSeq names its product alpha/beta hydrolase. The transcript is spliced from 2 exons. Bases 1 to 729 code for a protein of 242 amino acids. The record is from RefSeq and is a predicted model, not a curated record. NCBI's taxonomy places the organism in Eukaryota, Fungi, Ascomycota, Eurotiomycetes, Eurotiales, Aspergillaceae.